Esox lucius (northern pike) is the source of this 1187-nucleotide messenger RNA. RefSeq lists its product as uncharacterized. Bases 92 to 760 code for a protein of 222 amino acids. The record is from RefSeq and is a predicted model, not a curated record. NCBI's taxonomy places the organism in Eukaryota, Metazoa, Chordata, Actinopteri, Esociformes, Esocidae. The transcript is spliced from 2 exons.
AUCAAAGUAACAUAGUAAUUGCGCUGUAAUGUGUAAUCCACAAUCAGUUAUCCACUAAACAGUUAUUCAUAUUUUUUCCCUUCUUGCAGUCAUGGCUGGAUGGAUGAGUGAUCUAACCUCAUCCCUCAGCUUGUUCUUGAACCAAGAGGAUUCUGUAGUGCGAACAGUGGAGGUGAUCAAAAACAUUGGAGUCUGUUCAGCUGAGGACCUUAAGUAUGUGGAGGCAGAUGACCUUGCAGCAGUCCUGAUGCCAAUAGAGGUCAGGAAAGUUAUGGCCUGUAUUAAAAAUUUAGUGACUAGAGUGGAAGAUAAAUCCUCCUCAAUAUCUACUAGCCACAUUGAAGAAUCCAGCAUUGAGGAAUCAUUCAUGAGUGACGAUAUGCUGAGUGAUGAUAUUCACAUGAGUGUUCACUCCACACCGAAAUCCACUGCUACAAGCAGUGCAGCUUUGGUCAGAGCCUCGCCUACUGCAUCAGAGAGCAGGUUCAGAGAAGAUAAUAGCUGGCAUUACAGCUUUGACAUACCCUGGAGUAAGAUGCCCUCCAGUACAAGUAAACUGUUGGAUACUGGAAAGAGGCCUUCUGCAGCACAGAGAAGGGAGAUUAAUUGGAUUGUGGCUGGUGAAAUACUGACUGUCUGCAAGACACCAGGAAGAAACACCUUACUGAAAUUUCAAGGAAGAUGGUAUUUCGCUACCCAAAAUCCUUCCAAGAUGAGAUUGAGGGUCAGAUUGUCGGCACUGGGUAUGACUCUCUUGUAAAACAGUUCACAUCUAGGCUAGAUAAUUGCAGACGACUCCAAGCUGCUUCUGCCCAGAAAAGGCUUCCUGAAAGUAGCAGCCCUCACGAUGCGAAGAGAGUGUGCAAAGAUGCAUAUGGGUGUAUUAACUCUGAGCCAGAGCUUCCUCCUAGUGAAACAAAACAAUUGCAAAAGCAAAAACAAGAAGAACUCAUUAAGAUUUUCAAAAACAAAGACAAAGUUGUAAAAAAAAUAGAAAGACUGAUGGUGGACACGUUUCCCUCACAGAGGAGAGACAUACUAUCAGGACUGAAACAGACGGAAGAGAUUCUUAAGGAAUGGCCUUUCCUCUGCCAGGAAGAUGGAAUGAGGCUUCAUUUCAGAGAACUAACAGGUGUCCACUUAGAUGACAUCUUUGAAGAGUCCACAGCCACCAAGUUCAGAAGAAU